This is a messenger RNA of Zeugodacus cucurbitae (melon fly), 2231 nucleotides long. Its product is annotated as jerky protein homolog-like. The transcript has 2 exons. Gene Ontology annotation, cellular component: nucleus. Bases 1348 to 2016 code for a protein of 222 amino acids. Lineage: Eukaryota; Metazoa; Arthropoda; Insecta; Diptera; Tephritidae. Gene Ontology annotation, molecular function: DNA binding. The record is from RefSeq and is a predicted model, not a curated record.
GCAAUAUUUUUAGGAAAUUUCAUUCACUUUUAUUUUCUAUAAUUUGCAGUAAGAUUGCUCAACUGGUCAGUGAGAUAUACAUGAUUAAGUGAAGACACCUUUUUUUUUGGUCGAAUAACGGUAAAUUGCAAAUACAGUAGAAUCGCGCAAAAGUUAACUCGCGAGAAAAUUAAACCUUCGGCUAAGUUUACCGAUUUUGAGCGUCCACGUACUGCUCUAAAAAGGUAACUUUGGGUUUACUUUUUUGAGCUUUUCUAUUUUUUCAAACCCAACCGUUCGUUUGUCAAGAAAAACAAGCUCUGGUAUUCCCCUCAGUGCUAUGUAUUCCCCGAAUUUCUAUGUAAAAAUUAUAGUCGGUGUCGCGAGGUACAUACAUACGUAGUGUGUCAUGAGCGUUUAAACUUGCGAGUUGUUUAUGGUUAGUGUGUUAAAAAAUGCCAACAAAGCAGAGAAAAUCAUUGCAAAUCAGAUUAAAUUUGCAUCAAAAAGCUGAGAUUUUAAGAAAACUCGAUGAAGGUAUUCAUGGAAAUCGAUUGGCGUUGGAUUAUAAUGUAUCUAAGGCGGCCAUCUCAAAAAUAAAGAAAAAACGUCAUGAAAUUUUGGAGGCAGUGGCAAACACACAUGAAGUUGCAACCAAGAAAACUUUACAUAAAUCGGAAUAUCCCGUUCUUGAGGCAAGGUUGUAUAAAUGGUUCUUAAGCCAAAGACAGCGUAAUUGUGCAAUGAGUGGUCCAAUUUUAAAGGCAAGAGCCAAGCUCGAAUUUGCUAAAUUGCACACAGGAAAACAAUUUCAUGCGAGUAAUGGAUGGCUUGCAAAUUUCAAGAAAAGAUUCGGUAUUCGCCACUUAAAAAUUUGUGGGGAAAUCCUCUCAAGUGACAAGUCAGGAAUAACAUCGUUCAUUCAUAAUUUGCGGGCAAAAAUUAAUGAAAUGGAAAUUUCGGAUAUGCAGCUUUAUAACGCAGAUGAAUCUGGAUUGUUUUAUCGUUUCCUGCCCGAUAAAACAUUUGUCGCGGCAAACCAAAAGACGGCACCUGGCCGAAAAAUAGCAAAAGAUAGAAUCACAUUUAUGUUGUGUGCGAACGCAGAUGGUUCGCAUAAGUUGAAACCAUUGAUAAUUGGUAAAUCCGCAAACCCCCGCUGCUUCAAGGGGUUUGAAAACCCAUUGGAAUAUGCUAACUCGCAAAAGUCUUGGAUGAAUUCAGAGCUAUUCUUUCGCUGGUUCCAUCAUUCCUUUAUUAAGCAGGUUCGGAAAUUUUCUGCUGAAAAUAAUUUAAUUGCUGAUUGACAACUGUACUGCACAUAAGCCAAUUGACAAGUUACAGUCAGAUGAUGGAAACAUUGCGGCAAUGCUUUUACCACCUAACGUGACAGCUGUUUUGCAGCCCAUGGAUCAAAAUGCUAUAAGACUGGUCAAGUUAGAAUACCGGGCUAAACUGUUAUGUAACAUUGUAGCACAAGAAAACAUUCCGGUUGAGAAUAUUUUGAAAGGACAUUCAAUUCGUAAUGCCAUCUUGCUGCUUAAAUUAGCAUGGGAUGAAUUGCCAAGAGCUGUGCUUAUAAAAGCUUGGAAAAAUAUAAAACAGUGGGACGAUGAUCAAUACGACAGCGAAGAGGAAAUCCCAUUGCUUACAUUGAUUAGAUCAAAUAGUUCUCACGAUGAUACACUUCGAGAGGUACAAUCGUUAUUGUCCAAGGUGGGUGGUGUUGACGUCAGCAGUGAAGACAUCGAAAAUUGGAACGACGAUCAAAAUACGGAAGAUGAUGAAGAUUUCGAAGUGUCUGACAAUGAAGAUGAAGAACCAGUUGUCGAGGAAGUUAUGCAACAACAGAAAGCCAGUUUUUCCGAAGCAGUUGAAUGCAUCAAUACUUUGAUAACGUGGUAUGAAAACAAUAAUGAUGCAAAUCAGAUAUCACAUCUUAUUAAUAUGCGUACGAAAAUUGUCAGGAGCUAUUACACAAAAGAAAAGAAACAAACAAGUCUCGACCGCUUCUUUAAACCAGCCCUUACAAAUUAAUAUGUACAUAUGUAUGUAUGUAUAAUGUGAAAAAGUACAAACUAAAUCUAAGUUUAUGUUUUGUUAAGAGUAAAAGUCAGGCAUGCGAAUAAAUUAAACGUAUUAUAUCACCAAAAUUAUGUUUAUUUCCGUGUUUUUUUUUUUCAAAAUCGAAACCCCUUUGAAAAAGUUAAUAUUUUGGAAAAGUAAAACACCCUUGGGACAUUUUGGUUAAC